AUGGCAAGCACGACGAUGGAGACAUUGCGCGCUGAGGGCAACGCGUUCUUUAGCGCAAAGGAGUUUAGAUCAGCUGUAGCGAAGUAUACGGAAGGUAUAGAAGUAUCUAAGCUUACUUCUGAUCUAUCGGAUCAUGAGCUAAAGGCUGUAGAGAUGCAGCGUGUCUUACUAUGGAGCAAUCGCGCCGCUUGUCUCCUGCAGCUCGAAGAUUUUGCUCAAGCCGAGAAAGACUGUACGAUGGCACUGGUGAUUGAUCCAGAGAAUACAAAGGCUCGGUACCGUAGAGCUCAAGCGUUUAUGGGGAUGGGUAAUAUGUCGCAAGCUUUCAAGGACGUGCACUUGGUACUACAGCACGCGCCAAAGAAUAAGGCCGCCGCUGAAUUGGCUCGGAAGAUCCAGGAGAAAGUGAGAGAAGAUGUUCAUGGAGUACAAAAAUCAUUGGACUGUAUUGUGAGUGGAGUGCAUGGAGAAACGGGUGAUGCAGGGCUUAGAGAGGUGCUACAGGAACAGGAAAAGAUUGUAGAAGCGCUGCAAUUCUUGGAAAUGAAAAGUGUUACAGAGCUAGCAACUUUGCCCGAUGAAAUUGAAAAGAGAGGUGGCUUAGUGGUGCUAUGGAGAGCCAUUGCAAAGCUUCUGGAGCUGAGCGAGAGUCAGGAGGAGAAGAAGGACAAGAUGUUGAGUAUCUUGUCGCACGUGGUGUCGUUGCUGUCGAUUUUAGCGUCCUCUUCGAUGGAACUUGUAGGAAAAACAUUUGAGACGAAUAAUGGAGCACUUGACAAGUUGCUUGAGCUGUUGCAUGGUCAGGUGGCCUUGGAGUAUGAGGUGAGUGCUUUGGAUGCGCAGAAGCAGAUGCCGAUUCGGGGACGGAAGGUUAUAAUUCGGCUGGCUGCGUUUAUUUUUAAGUACCUGUUACUCGGAGCUAAGUCCGAUGAUGAUGCGUGUGUACGCCGGGUGCUGGGUGGACUGCUGGAUGGUUUGCGUAGUCGCGAACGCGCGCUGCAGAUUGCAGCGCUGGACGGCCUGCUUCACUUUAUUUCUGUGUUAGGUGGACAGACUGCAGUUACGAACAAUACAGACGACGACAAUGUGGCUCAGCACUUCAAGGCACGAUUUGCCGUGCUUGCACAGGAGCUUGGAUUAUUUUCAUUGUUGCAUACCACCGCAUCCAGUGCUCUACCUGGGUUUGAACCUGGUGUGAAUACUGCUGAGGUUCCGAGUUUGGAGCUGACAGCAGUGCUGCUGAGCCGUCUCCCUCUCGUGUUUACUCAGUGCCUUUCGCAUUUUGAGGGCGAUGACACGAUGCUUAAAAAGAUGGUGCGGGACUGGUGUGUGUCUCCAGUGCUGGCCGCGCGACCCAUGAAUCGCACUCAGCUUGCUCAAGGCUCUGCUUCCUGCCUACUUCUGUCGGCUCUCUUUCUUUCCAACGCAAAGCUUGCGCUGUGGGCUGUGCAGCAAACAGGAAAUGAUGGCACGGCAUUUCUCACGCGGUUGCACGAGUUUUUAAGCGCGUCGCGAACAUUUGACGAUGAAAAGGCACACACUCGGCGACUGCAGGAGAUUUGGGUUGACUGUGUGGCUAGCAUAUGUGGUGUAGAGCAUGGUCCUGCUUGUGUCCCGCCUGCAUUACGAAUUGAGAUCUAUCGCAUGUUGCAGGCGUCGUUGGAUGAAGGAGAUGAUUUGAUGCUCCUAGCUAGCGCGCUGAGUAUUCAAGUGAAACUCGGUAUUGUUGAGAAGACGCUGGAGAUGCCGUCUGAAAAUGGACAUUUUCUUAUGGACGGCGUGUUUGACGUGCUUGCGAGUGCGGAAGCUGUGGAAAGCAAACACAGGGCGGCGGAAAAGGUAAAACAAGGAAAGAACAAAACAAAGGAGCAGGUUUCCAGAUCGCUGUUGUUCUGGAGUGGUGUCUCUCCAAAAGAGCGUGGCAUCGAAGCGUUGUCGUAUUUAAUCACGUACACCCCCGUUAAGGACGCCUUUGUGAGACACUCUGGUGCUGUGGCUAGCGUGUUUCGGGUCGAAUUUCCGAGCACAAAGGAUUUAAGCGUUGGAGGGCAAGCAAGCGCUGGUUUUAGGUCAAAUGUCUAUUAUGGCAUUGGGUAUAUCCUGCAUCACGUUUUGACAUCAGAGGCUGCUAUUAAGCGGAAGCAAAUGGAAGGCAUGGAGAUGACGGCUGACCAAUAUGAAGAGCUACAAAAAGCGUUAAAGCAGAAAUCAGCGCUCGAGGAUGGCGACACUCCUGAAAAAGUGGAGGCCCGUGUUACUCGGCUUGCUGCGUCGCGUGAUGUGUUGACUACGCUUGUGCAGCUCCUAAAGUUGUCGGCUACCAAAUCAGAAAAUAUUAUGGAGAUGGCAACUCUCAGUGCGUUGCAUGCUGCAGAAAUACCGUCCGUGCGAGGUAACCUGGUACAGUGUGGCGUUUUCCAGGCGCUUAUCCCGUUGGCGUUGCACCACAUUGCGGUAGCAAAGGUCAAAGGUGGCAAAGCCUCUAAAAAGGAUCCUUCGCAGCUUCACGGAACAAAGAUUUCAAAUACUGCAGGUCAAGCGAUGGCCAAGAUUCUGAUCAGUACGAACCCAAACUUGAUCCCGUCGUCAUCGCUAUUUUCAUCCAUUCGACCGUUGCUAGAUCUUUGUAAAGGUGACCAGCAGUUACUGCAGUUCGAAGCGCUUAUGGCUCUGACGAACAUUGCGAGUGUGUCGGAAGAAACAAAGGCGCGUAUUGUUGGCGAACCGCAGGGUCUAUCUACGCUGCAGUAUUUGCAGUUUUCAGAGCACGAACUCAUUCGUCGUGCAGCUACGGAAGCAAUUUGCAAUCUCCUUCCCAAUGACAAGGUGAUUGAACAAGUUUUCAUGAAUGAAGAAAAGGUUCGUCUUUGGGUUGCGUUUGCGUCUCUCGAGGAUGAAGCCGAGGAUUUUGAGACUGCUCGAGCUGCUGGAGGUGCAUUAGCAAUGGUGUCUCAAGUACCACAGGUAAGCUGGAUCCUAAUGCGUCAAGGUGGACUCAAGGCUUUUAGCACUAUUAUUCAACAAGGUUCAAAUGUGGAAACACUACAUCGAGCAUUAUUUGGAAUGCAGAAUAUGCUCGAAGCAAUUCUUGGUGCAGCAACGGAUGAGGAGAAAGCGGAAGAACGACACAAGUUCAGUGAAGAGAUUAAGCAGUACAGUACAAUGCUAAAGCAGAAACUGAUUGCUCAUUGUGGUAACACACAGAUGAAGGACGCAGCUCAAUCGUGUCUUGCAGCAUUAGACCAAGUGAUUCAUUAG
Messenger RNA from Peronospora belbahrii, 3258 nucleotides. NCBI's taxonomy places the organism in Eukaryota, Oomycota, Peronosporomycetes, Peronosporales, Peronosporaceae. The record is from the annotation of a GenBank genome assembly.